UGAACCACCCAAAAUAAUUAUGAGGAAGUAGGUGGUUGGUUAGAUUUACAUAUAUACAAAACCACACCUUACCAUAUUCAUAUAUUUCUUAUCUUUAAACAAUGACAAUAACUACACCUUUGGUUGACAACAGAACCGAAAGGGAGCGAGCCAUCGACGAAUGGCUUCCAGUCACCUCAUCGCGCAACGCCAAAUGGUGGUAUUCCGCCUUCCACAAUGUCACAGCCAUGGUUGGAGCCGGUGUGCUCAGUCUUCCGUAUGCUAUGUCCGAGCUUGGUUGGGGUCCUGGUAUAUCAGUGCUAGUAAUAUCAUGGGUUGUGACUUUGUACACAUUAUGGCAAAUGGUUGAAAUGCAUGAAAUGGUACCUGGUAAACGGUUUGACCGAUACCAUGAGCUCGGCCAGCAUGCUUUUGGUGAAAAGCUCGGUCUUUACAUCGUGGUGCCGCAACAGCUCGUCGUUGAAGUUGGGACCAACAUCGUGUAUAUGGUCACCGGGGGGAAAUCUUUACAAAAGUUCCAUGAUCUGGUCUGCAAUGACAACUGCAAAGACAUAAAACUCACAUACUGGAUCAUGAUCUUUGCUUCCGUCCAUUUCGUGCUUUCGCAUCUCCCUAAUUUCAAUUCUAUAUCUGGUGUGUCGUUGGCUGCAGCCGUCAUGUCUCUUAGUUACUCUACAAUUGCGUGGUCGGCGUCUCUAACAAAGGGUGUGCAGCCAAACGUAGACUACGGAUACAAAUCAAGUAGCACAGCAGAUACAGUGUUUAACUUCUUCAGUGCAUUGGGUGAAGUGGCUUUUGCAUUCGCGGGUCACAACGUGGUGUUGGAAAUUCAAGCCACAAUUCCUUCAACACCGGAGAAGCCCUCAAAGGGUCCGAUGUGGAAAGGAGUGGUGGUUGCUUAUAUCAUUGUAGCCAUUUGCUAUUUUCCGGUUGCGAUUAUAGGAUACUGGAUGUUUGGAAACCAGGUCUCGGAUAACAUUCUCAUCAGUUUAGAGAAGCCUACAUGGCUCAUAGCUAUGGCUAAUUUGUUUGUUGUUAUACAUGUUAUUGGAGGCUAUCAGAUUUAUGCAAUGCCGGUAUUUGAUAUGAUAGAAACGGUACUUGUCAAGAACAUGAAUUUCACCCCUAGCUUUAUGCUGCGCUUUAUCACGAGAAAUCUUUAUGUUGCAUUGACAAUGUUCAUUGGCAUGUGUUUCCCUUUCUUUGGCGGACUUCUCGGUUUCUUUGGAGGAUUUGCAUUCGCCCCCACGACAUACUUCUUGCCUUGCAUCAUGUGGCUUACAAUCUAUAAACCAAACAAGUGGAGCUUAUCUUGGAUUACCAAUUGGGUAUGCAUCAUCCUAGGAGUUGCUUUGAUGAUUGUAUCGCCUAUUGGGGGACUAAGGCAGAUCAUUCUUGAAGCCAAAGACUACGAGUUCUUCUCUUGAUAUAAGAAAAGCAGACAAAUUGGAUUUUAAUAAUCCAAAGUAUGAUUCAUUGACCGAUAAUUAUCUAUACUAGCAAUGUGACCAGUGACACUCCUAAUUUUCACUAUCUUUGCCUAGGGCAAUCCUACUCUAACGGAGAAGCAGCUCUGUCUGCCCCUAACUUUCAUUUCUGUCAUUUAGAAACAAUUGACAACAUUCCGAUUGGCAUAAAAGUAAGUCGAUUAGACUGAGACUGCCUUUGGCAAUGAAAGUGAAAUUUAGGAGUGUCAUCGGUCACAAUGCCAGUAUGGAUUAUUAUCGGCCAAUGGGUCUAAGUUGGGUUAUUAAAAUCCAAUUCGCCAAAAAAAUAUAGAAAUAUAUGAUGGGGUUAUCAAUAACUUUGCAUAGGGGAAAUCCAUUUUAAGAUAUCUUAAAGUAAAUAUACAUAUUGAAAGAUUAUUUAUUAAAGUAAAUAUACAUAUUGAAAGAUUGUUUAGAAGGAAAAUGACCAUGGAAUCAGUCAAGAAACUUACUUGCAGAAGUUCCCACUCUUCCUUCAAUUCAUUAUUACAUUCAUUGUGUGCGAGUAUCUGUAUAAACAUUUUCAUUUUUAUUUGUGAAUUCAUAAAAGACAGUUGUAUGUUCUACUCUAUAAUGUAAUUUACAUCCACAAUACCUACA
Molecule: messenger RNA, 2087 nt
Organism: Helianthus annuus (common sunflower)
Lineage: Eukaryota; Viridiplantae; Streptophyta; Magnoliopsida; Asterales; Asteraceae
Product: lysine histidine transporter 1
Exons: 8
Coding region: 102-1427 (441 amino acids)
Cellular component (GO): plasma membrane
Source: RefSeq, a predicted model, not a curated record